AGUGAUUAGUGUUGGUUAAAAAAAAGUGCCGCUUAAGAAGUAUAACUGCUAAUAAUAUAAUAAAAAUGGACAUUAGCACCUAUUUUAAUAAUACUACAACGAGAUUGAAGAGGAGGCUGAGCUUAAAUGAUAGCAGCUCAAGUGAAGAGAGCCACGCGACAGAUAUGACGGCGGAUGAUUGCAAUGCCAAAGAUAUUGGCAAAUGGGUGGCUUUAGUCGGUACGAUGAGUGAGGAGCAGAAAAAAGAACUGUUGGUUAGUUGUUGGAAGCCCGACCAAAAUUAUAAUUUUUCAGCUGAUGCAACACACUUGAAGAGAAAAUUCAAUUGGUCAUGGUUAGAUUUAUACAAACCAGUGUUGGUGUACUCGCGCAGGCUAAAGGGCGCUUUUUGUCUUUAUUGCUCAUUAUAUCUCAACAAACCUGGCUUAACUUCCUCGUUUGUUGUACGCCCUUUUACAAAAAUUAAAAAUGUGCAUGAGUACUCCAAAGCUCAUGCAUCAAGCAGUUUGCAUAAAGAAGCUACGUAA
This is a messenger RNA of Bactrocera tryoni, 527 nucleotides long. RefSeq lists its product as uncharacterized. The record is from RefSeq and is a predicted model, not a curated record. Bases 66 to 527 code for a protein of 153 amino acids. Lineage: Eukaryota; Metazoa; Arthropoda; Insecta; Diptera; Tephritidae. The transcript has 2 exons.